Molecule: messenger RNA, 2792 nt
Organism: Salvelinus namaycush (lake trout)
Lineage: Eukaryota; Metazoa; Chordata; Actinopteri; Salmoniformes; Salmonidae
Product: serine/threonine-protein kinase NIM1-like
Exons: 4
Coding region: 342-1742 (466 amino acids)
Biological process (GO): protein phosphorylation; microtubule cytoskeleton organization; intracellular signal transduction
Cellular component (GO): cytoplasm
Molecular function (GO): protein serine/threonine kinase activity; ATP binding; tau-protein kinase activity
Source: RefSeq, a predicted model, not a curated record
ACACAUGGAGAGAGGGAAGGAGAGAAAGAGAGAGGAACAGGUAGAGAGAGAGAGAAAGUGAGAAACUAGGUGCUCUGUAGGAGAGGUUGUGAUUUGUCACAACACUCCACAAAGGACAGUAGAUCUAUCCCAAACAUCAGAGAUAGUAACAGCAAUAUACACGUUUUUGAUGAAUCCGUGUUCCUGUUGCAUUCUACCUGUUUGUUAAGUGGAUUUCUCGAGUCCUCAAACACCAGCACCGACUGAGCCCAACUACUAGGACAAUUACUACAUUCUUUGAGAGCUUGGAGAACUAUCCAAGGACUACCAGGAACACUGUCAGCCCACCCAGACCAUCAGCCAUGUUUCAGAAGCAGAGGAAAAGCGUCAAAGCCGUGAGGAGCAACAAGACAGAGGCUAAAGAGAAGGUCCUUUGUAACAAAGCGCAGCAGACGAUAGCUCAGCGAUGUGGAGACCCGAAAGAGCGAGGGAAGGAGGAGAACAUCAAGGAGAACAAGGAGAACCAGCUGAGGUCUCGUGGUGAUGCGGUGGAGGACGUUGAAGAGGUGAAGCCGGCGAGGAAGAGUGUGUUUGACAAAGCUGUCUAUGACCUGGCCCACACGGAGAGGGUGAUGAAUGACCUGACGUUCGGACGGAGGGUGGCCUUCUACGAGCUGAGAGGGGAGAUCGGCUGUGGAAACUUCUCCCAGGUGAAACUGGGCAUUCAUGACCUGACUAAAGAGAGAGUGGCAGUUAAGAUCCUGGAUAAAGGCAAACUGGACAAGAGGUCCCACGUGCUGUUUGCCUCAGAGAUAGGGUGCAUGGAGAGGCUGUCCCACCCCAACAUAGUGCGUCUGUACGAGGUGGUGGAGACGUUUAAGCGGCUGUACCUGGUGAUGGAGUACGCCAGUGGAGGAGAUCUGUUCUCACGCAUUACCACCAGGGGUAGACUCUCAGACCUGGAAAGCAAACUUAUAUUUUCCCAAAUUCUGGCUGCAGUUAAACACAUGCAUGAUAACAACAUAGUGCACCGGGACCUGAAGGCAGAGAACGUUUUCUACACCACCACAUACUGCGUCAAGGUGGGCGACUUCGGCUUCAGCACCUCCUCGCGCCCAGAUGACGUCCUCACCAGCUUCUGCGGCUCCACGCCCUACGUCGCCCCAGAGCUCUUCAAGGACAAAGGCUACGUGGGCCAGUCCGCUGACGUCUGGGCCCUUGGUGUACUACUCUACUUCAUGACUACUGCCAUGUUGCCCUUCAACGCUGCCAACCUCAGCCGGCUGAAGGUCUGCAUCCUUCAGGGCUCCUUCACCAUCCCAGCCUACGUGCCCGACCCCUGCCACCAGGUCAUCCAGGACAUCCUGAGACCCGUGCCCGCCGACCGCCUCUCCGUGGCUCAUAUCAUGACCUACACCUGGCUGAAGGGCAUUGAUUACCCCCAGGCAUACCCCUCCUCCCGCCCGACCCCAGCCCACCUGGUCGAGCCCUCCCGGGUCCUGGGUACAGAUGAGCUGGAUGUCAAGGCAGCUCUGGCGGACCUGGGGAUAACAGAGAGCCACCUGGUGAACAACACCUGCCCAGACUUGAGGAGCCCUGUGACGGGUACCUAUAGGAUCCUGCUGCACCGCAUCCAUAAGAGGAAGACAGUGGAGGCGGUGGGGUACAGCACUGCGUGUCACAAAGACUUCCAGGUCAAGAGACGCUGGAGCGAGGGUACCUUACCUCUGUUGAGGCCUUCUGCUGUGUGUGUAAUCAUGUAGAGGGGAAGGAGUCUAGCAAGUCAGACCGGGAGGAGCCAGUCAGACGGGGAGGAGUCUAGCCAGUCAGACGGGGAGGAGUCUAGCCAGUCAGAUGGGGAGGAGUCUAGCCUGUCAGACGGGGAGGAGUCUAGCAAGUCAGACGGGGAGGAGUCUAGCCAGUCAGACGGGGAGGAGUCUAGCCAGUCAGACGGGGAGGAGACUAGCCUGUCAGACGGGGAAGAGUCUAACCUGUCAGACGGGGAGGAGUCUAGCCUGUCAGACGGGGAGGAGUCUAGCUUGUCAGACGGGGAGGAGUCUAGCCUGUCAGAUGGGGAGGAGUCUAGCCAGUCAGACGGGGAGGAGUCUAGCCAGUCAGACGGGGAGGAGUCUAGCCAGUCAGACGGGGAGGAGCCUAGCCUGUCAGACGGGGAGGAGUCUAGCCUGUCAGAUGGGGAGGAGUCUAACCUGUCAGACGGGGAGGAGUCUAGCCAGUCAGACGGGGAGGAGUCUAGUCCUCAUCAGACUCACUGCUAGGACAACUGUAUAAAUAUCUGUGUGUCUUAUGAUAAGGAGCGGUAUUCAGCAGAAGAAGGACCUUGAAGCGAAUGACACUUUUAACAACACAAGAGACUAAAUUAAAUUAACGAUAAUGAGAUGUACAUAACAGUUUUUACUGGGUUCUCUCUGGUAAUGUCUUGGGAGCUACUUUAACAACAUGAGGUUGUACAAUCACUAAUAUACUUGAGACUCAUUCAUGGAAGUUUUCUUUCUUCUGAGAAAUAAAGAGGACAUCGCAACGACAAAGGAUUCUUUGCCUUCAAAAAAUAUUUCCAUGUUUUUAUAUUUGGAGUAUUGUGAUUUAGUUUAGUUUGACACAACCCACAUGAAACAUAGUCAGUUGUAGGGUUACUUAUACUGUGAACAUUUUUACUGUGUAAACUAAACAAUCAGACAGUAUUCUUAUCUAAUAUAUAUAUUUUUUGUCAUACAUCCUUGUUUUUCUCAUAUAAUCAAUUGUAUUAUAUAUUUUGUGAUUUGCAUCAUGUUUUUCACUGUCACUGUCACAUUAAA